UUACUAGUUUAAGUAUAGAUUUUUAAUUUGCACUAAAUUUAUUACAUUAAAGAAUUGAAAUUAUAAUUUAAACAUUGAGAAAAAAGGAAGCGAAAUACGUGGAUCGGAGCAGUAAGGCGGGCAGAAAGAAAAGAAUAAGCUUAAAUAUCGCACAAGCUAUGGCUUCAGAAUGUUGCUUCUCUCUUUUUCUUCAAUACUUCAUUCUUAAUUUAUAUGCUUCAACUGCUUCUUUAAUCUAAAUGCUUCAUUCUUGGAUUUAAUUAUUUUGCUUAACUUUCAUUUUCAGGGAAUUUUUCUUUACUUGAAGUUUUAUGGACACGAAUGAACACCACAAUCUAACCAAUUUUUGCUGAGGGACUGUUUAUUUAAGAUCAUUAACUUAGCUUGAGUUAGAUGAGGAUCAUUCCCAUGUGCUUCUCAUCAAUCUUGCAAGUUCCUAGAUGUAGAUUCCACACUUUAGCUAACUUUUGGCCGGAAAGCUUCCACAGCUUGCCUAAUAAAUGUGGAAGCAAUUCUACCUUUAGGUUGCAUAGUGCAAAACUUGACGGGCUUGAAGGCGGAUAUAGCAGACGAUGGAUUAGAAGACCUGUAAGUACAAAAACAGAAGGAACAAAUAAAAUCACUCAGAACAAGAAUAAAUUAACCAGUGCCAGCCAUGGAGUUUUGGAGGAGACAGUUUCAACUAGUACACUUAAUAUAACUAAAACAGAAAACAUUGAAUAUCGAAAUAUUCCAUACUUUGAUAUUCGAAGAGAGAUUCUUGAGAACAAUGACUUGGCCAAGCUUGUAACAGUUAUUGUCUUUGAUCUUGAGACUACUGGAUUUAGCAGAACGGAAGACCGAAUUGUUGAGAUUGCACUACGAGAUCUUCAUGGAGGUGAAAAUAGCACAUUCCAGACACUAGUAAAUCCUGGACGGUCUGUUCCCAACACAAUUGUUCAUGGCAUUUCAAAAUGUAUGGUCGAAAAUCCCAAUGUUCCAAGGAUGAAAGAGGUGGCACCUAUAUUGUUGCAGUACGUCAAAAGUCGUCAUAAACCUGGUGGCUAUGCACUAUUGGUGGCUCACAAUGGUCGUGCUUUUGAUGUACCAUUUCUGAUUACUGAGUUAAACCGCUGUGGUGUUGAACUUCCGUCUAAUUGGCUUUUUCUGGACUCGCUCCCUCUUGCGCGGAAAUGGAUAAAAACUAAAGGAGUGAAAAGCCGGACAAGUCUCCAGGGCCUUCGUGAACACCUCGGAAUUAAGUUGGAAGGUCCAGCUCACAGAGCCAUGUCGGAUGUCAGAGUAUUGAUAAUAAUUUUUCAGAAGAUGACUUUCGAUCUGAAAGCUACAGUUGCUAGCCUAGUCGCAGACUCUUUCACAGCAUCAGAGAAGAAGAAUGAGAUGAAGGAGAGUGACGUAAAGAAGAAGAAAAAGAAUUGAAGCUACUUUAGGUUUUCAAAAUAUGGUCAUUGCAACUCCAACACAUUCUUGUCAAAGUAACGUUAAAGUUAAAGCUAUUUAUUUUGUAGGGGUUAGAAAUGAUUUGUUAGAAGAAUAUACGGAUAUGCUUUCGUUGAGAGUCGAACUCGAGACCUCCUGCUCUAGCCAACCGAGCUACGAAAGCUUGCUGUAUUUGUUUAUUUUUAAGUUUUAAUUUAGUAGGUGAAAAAAAGAUAGAAUGAUUAGAUUCUGAUAUCUAUUUCCACCAUUCAUUUUUUGCUAGAA
Messenger RNA from Mercurialis annua (annual mercury), 1704 nucleotides. Its product is annotated as exonuclease DPD1, chloroplastic/mitochondrial. The transcript has 5 exons. Gene Ontology annotation, cellular component: cytoplasm. Bases 394 to 1419 code for a protein of 341 amino acids. NCBI's taxonomy places the organism in Eukaryota, Viridiplantae, Streptophyta, Magnoliopsida, Malpighiales, Euphorbiaceae. The record is from RefSeq and is a predicted model, not a curated record. Gene Ontology annotation, molecular function: 3'-5'-DNA exonuclease activity; nucleic acid binding. Gene Ontology annotation, biological process: DNA catabolic process.